Messenger RNA from Girardinichthys multiradiatus, 3891 nucleotides. Its product is annotated as casein kinase I-like. The record is from RefSeq and is a predicted model, not a curated record. Gene Ontology annotation, molecular function: ATP binding; protein serine/threonine kinase activity. Gene Ontology annotation, cellular component: nucleus; cytoplasm. Lineage: Eukaryota; Metazoa; Chordata; Actinopteri; Cyprinodontiformes; Goodeidae. The transcript has 9 exons. Gene Ontology annotation, biological process: signal transduction; endocytosis; peptidyl-serine phosphorylation. The coding region runs from base 402 to 1619 and encodes 405 amino acids.
AGCAAGGUCCUAACAUAGAGCAGUUUAAUCUGAACAAGAAACACUGUGCCAAGUACCCGAGGGAAUCUUUUCAAAAUCCUUCUUCAUCCGUGGGAAUUUAAGGCGUAACGAUUUUAAAAACUGCAAGAGCAUAAAGUACAGCGAUUAAACUUUCUUACAAACGGCAUAUUGUCGCAAUAUGACGUUUUUAACAUUUUAAAAGAAGAGGCGAAAGAUUGUCCGAGCCGUCUUCUUCCGGAUACAGCAUACAGAAGAACCAAAUUUGUCAUUUGAACGGAUUUCCAGGGUCGACUGCUUGAUUCUAUUCUACUUGUAAACCAGCUUGAGCUUUAAAGCUGACCAUAUUUUCAACAUUUUGGAGCUAGCGAGCGUGCUUGCUAGCCGACGACAGAUUUAUUAACAUGGAGUUGAGAGUCGGAAACCGAUACAGACUGGGCAGAAAAAUUGGAAGCGGGUCGUUUGGAGACAUAUACUUGGGUACUGAUAUCUCAGUGGGAGAAGAGGUGGCCAUCAAACUGGAAUGUGUGAAGACCAAACACCCCCAGCUCCACAUCGAAAGCAAAAUCUACAAGAUGAUGCAGGGCGGAGUGGGGAUUCCAACUAUAAAGUGGUGCGGGGCUGAGGGGGACUACAAUGUGAUGGUGAUGGAGUUGCUGGGGCCCAGUCUGGAGGACCUGUUCAAUUUCUGCUCUCGGAAGUUCAGCCUGAAGACAGUCCUCCUGCUUGCUGAUCAGAUGAUCAGCCGGAUUGAAUACAUCCACUCGAAGAACUUCAUCCACCGAGACGUGAAGCCAGACAACUUUCUGAUGGGGCUGGGCAAAAAGGGCAACCUGGUCUAUAUCAUUGACUUUGGACUGGCCAAAAAAUACCGGGAUGCUCGCACACACCAGCACAUCUCCUAUCGUGAAAAUAAGAACCUGACUGGCACUGCCCGCUAUGCCUCCAUAAACACACAUCUUGGCAUUGAGCAAUCCAGACGGGAUGAUCUGGAGUCACUGGGAUAUGUCCUCAUGUACUUCAACCUGGGUUCUCUUCCCUGGCAAGGCCUUAAAGCUGCCACCAAGAGGCAGAAGUACGAACGCAUCAGUGAGAAGAAGAUGUCCACCCCUAUUGAAGUCCUCUGCAAAGGCUACCCCUCGGAGUUUGCGACAUACCUGAACUUCUGCCGCUCUCUGCGAUUUGAUGAUAAACCCGACUACUCGUACCUCCGUCAGCUCUUCAGGAACCUCUUCCACAGACAGGGCUUCUCCUAUGACUAUGUGUUUGAUUGGAACAUGCUCAAAUUUGGUGCCAACAGGGCUGUGGAGGAUGCAGAGAGAGAGCGUCGGGAGCAGGAGGAGAGACUGAGGCAUAGCAGAAACCCUGGGGCCAGAGGCAUGGCUUCUGCUUCGGGCAGAGCUAGGGCAGCUCAGGACACUGCAGCCCCCUCCCCACUCAACCCUGCUUUACACACAGGUAUGGAGAAGGAGAGGAAGGUGAGCAUGCGUCUUCAUCGUGGAGCACCUGUCAACAUCUCCUCCUCAGAUCUGACAGGACGUCAGGACACGUCUCGCAUGUCCACCUCCCAGGCUCUGUCCCGGGUUACACCAAGCGGUCUCCAGUCUGCAGCUCCUCGGUGAAAACUUUCUAUCUGCACAUCCACUGAGGACGCCUCAACAUGCAUCACCUGCAGCACAUACACACUCUCACACACACAUUCACACAGAUUACCAGGACUCUCAAAUGACACAGAAAACUGCUCACCAAUGCACCAGAGUCUGCCUGUGCAUCUGUUCACUCAAUGAAAGAAGAGAUGCACAGCCAGCAGAUUGUGUACGUAUGUGUGAGAGAGCGAUGGGCAGGUGGAGACCUGUUUGGUUGCCUUAACAACAAUCUUUGCAAAGUGGAAGCAACAGCAACCCCUUUUCCUCAUGGAAGAUGUGAAAACUCAUUCUCCCUGCUGUUAAUGAAGCCAUUGAUUCACUUUUCUCUGGCAUCUUUUUUUUUUCCUGACUUUUGAUUUUACUUGUUUUUAAUCUUUUUAGCAUAAAAGCUUCUCCUUCACCAGCUGUUCAGCAUGAAAUGGAGAAUGCAGAGUCUGUUAAAUGUUCAUUUCUUGGACUUACUUUGAUAAGUCAAAAGGAGAAUUGUUCCAUCAUAGCACAGUGCCUAAACUCUGUGUAUUCUGCAAAAUACUUUACUACAAACCCCGCAGUCAACACCUCGUUAUUUUGUUCUUUUCAGGUGGAUGACAAAGGGGAAAAGAGACCCUGUUCUCGAGUUCUGUCCAUGUCCUCAGGUGUGGUGGAAUCAGGACGAUGUUGGAAUAUCAUAAACAUGCAGCACAUUUAGUUUGUCUUCUGGUUGUGACUGACGUGGAAAAAGCUGUGAAUGGAAGAGUGAGUCAGGAGUUCAGUCUGUCCACAUCAAUCUUCUGACGUUUUCUUUUAACUCGGUGCAUAGUGAUGUGGCUUCUGUGUGUAUUUGUGUUGUUGUGUCCUAGGGGGUUUCCAUUCUCAGAGGUUGGGGGAUAAACACGUUGAUUUCCUUUUAUAUAAUUAUAUAUAAAUGGAAACAUUUUUGUAAGCUUUUAGGUCCACAGCAUCUUCAGCCUCAUCCUUAGACCUGUGCCCCUCUUCUUCCAUGCUGAGUCAAAACACAUUUUUUAUUUCUCCAAAGCACAACUUGUCCAUUUUCUAAAUAAAUUCCACCAUCAGAAAUAGUUUGAAAGUAAAUUCAGGACACCCUUUUCACUCUACUGUAGCUAAUCUCAUAAUGUAAUAAGUGUUGGUGAAUGACUGGAACAGCGUGAGAGCUAAUUAAUCAAUUAUUUUUUUUCCUGUUCUUAGGAUUUGGAGGAGAAACCGAUUUGCUCAUUUAAAACAAAAUAGUUUGACUUUAUAAGGGCAUUCUUGUAAAAAAUAACUUGAAAUCUGGGACAGUACUACUAACUAACCUAUGGGUUAAUGUACACAAUUGAGUUUGCUGAUGAGAAGACUGUAGAUGAUCAUAAAAAACCCCUUAAAUGCUUUGAAGUCAAGUUUGAAAAGACAUUUUUCACGACUAACUGGCAUUAAAGAUUUUACAAUGCUGUGGUCCUUUCUUGUUUAAAAUUCAGCUCUAUAGAGCACAAUAACUAUAGUGUCCAUUGGCUCACUUUCCUGUUUAGAUAGAAAAUGGACAGGUUUUGUUUAAGGCCCAGCAUCAUGGAAGCAAACGAGGUUUUUAGAAGCUGUGGAUUGUUACGUGGUGAAGGGUGGUCACGGCUGAGGCCCCUCCUGGAGCUCCAAGCUUUGUGGCUCCUCCUGGUGAUCUGCUCUGAAACUCGCUGAUUUUUAAGUAGGAAUUCCUUGAUGUCAUAGACUGGUGCGAAGUAUUUGUUGGCCAUUUUCUGUAGUUGAUGUGGGGAUGGGUAGUUGUUGUACCUUGUACAUGUUCCUUCUGUUGUGUAUAGGAUGCGCCUGUUUACCACGUCCUAAUGAGCUGCUGUAGGCUUUGGGAGGAGUUUCUAAAGGGACUGGGAAUGCUUCACUCUAUUAGGGUUCCUGCGAAGGACCUUUUUCCCCCCUUUAAAUAUGUAUUUCACUUGUGGACUUUGAAAAACAACUAAGGUGAUAUAAUAACUUGGAUGUCUCACUGAUGAUGGCUGAUAAUUGCAAGUACACGUUUCCUUGGAUUACGUUUUCUGUUGCGUCUGCCUCUGGCAGUGAUUUUCUUACUUUGUCACCACCUGUCCAAUAAAGCUUGGAGGUGUGUACUGGAUUUGGGUCCCACAAUGUAUCUUAUACUGUAGAUUCAUGGGAAAUAUUUUGUUUUUCUUUCACUCCCAUCUUAAUAUUUUUGCUCUUCAGUUGUAAUGCCACUGUAUUUGUGUAUUUUAAAAUUGUGUAAAUAAAUUAAAAAGUAUUUGUA